Guyanagaster necrorhizus is the source of this 159-nucleotide messenger RNA. RefSeq lists its product as uncharacterized. The record is from RefSeq and is a predicted model, not a curated record. The annotation marks the transcript as partial. The transcript has a single exon. NCBI's taxonomy places the organism in Eukaryota, Fungi, Basidiomycota, Agaricomycetes, Agaricales, Physalacriaceae.
GUCAUUUUAAUGUCUGAAGUAGUCUGUCAUAAUCUGAAAUUAUUUUAUAACUCUACUGUGAUAAUAAACAUGCAGUCAGCUAAUAGAACAUUGAAUAGUUUGUUAGAGCUUGCAAGAAAUGUUGCAUUUUUAUUUGAAGAGAUUACUUUAUAUUUGUAA